Messenger RNA from Cuculus canorus (common cuckoo), 2850 nucleotides. RefSeq names its product transcription factor 4 (gene TCF4). Bases 364 to 2343 code for a protein of 659 amino acids. Lineage: Eukaryota; Metazoa; Chordata; Aves; Cuculiformes; Cuculidae. The transcript is spliced from 20 exons. Gene Ontology annotation, cellular component: transcription regulator complex. The record is from RefSeq and is a predicted model, not a curated record. Gene Ontology annotation, molecular function: DNA-binding transcription factor activity, RNA polymerase II-specific; protein dimerization activity; RNA polymerase II cis-regulatory region sequence-specific DNA binding. Gene Ontology annotation, biological process: regulation of transcription by RNA polymerase II.
GAUGCGGCGCGCGCGGCGCUGCGGCUGCGGGGCGGGAUGCUCUGAGCCGCGGCUCCGCGGGGGCCGCUCCGCUCCCGCCGCUGCCUCCGAGCGCGCCCCGCGCCAUGCCCCGACCAUAGAGCCCAAAGUUGGGGGGGGGCCACCGGCGCUGUAUGGACCUCGCCCUUCGCCCCCAGCGGAGCCGCGCGGGGGGCCGGGGCCGCCGCCUGGAAUUAACCCCUCCCGGAGCGGGACCGACCCCCCGCCCGCGGCCUCGCACAGCGCUCGGGGGGCAGAAGAUUCCUCUUCUCCUCCUUUUUUAACCCCUCUUUGGAAUAUUGUGAACCUAUUUGGCCGUUGAAGGUUUUGUGUGCUUUUGCUAAAAUGCAUCACCAACAGCGAAUGGCUGCCUUAGGGACGGACAAAGAACUCAGUGAUUUACUGGAUUUCAGCGCGAUGUUUUCACCUCCUGUGAGCAGCGGGAAAAACGGACCAACUUCCUUGGCAAGCGGACAUUUUACGGGCUCAAGUGUAGAAGAACGAAGCGGUUCCGGCUCCUGGGCCAACGCGGGACAUCCAAGUCCAUCCCGGAACUAUGGAGAUGGGACUCCCUACGACCACUUGGCCAGCAGAGACCUUGGUUCUCACGACAAUCUUUCUCCUCCCUUCGUUAACUCCCGAAUACAAAGUAAAACGGAACGAGGGUCCUACUCGUCCUAUGGAAGAGACUCCAAUCUACAAGGUUGCCACCAGCAAAGUCUUCUCGGCGCCGAGAUGGAGAUGGGCACCGCCACCGCGCUGUCCCCCACCAAGCCCGGCUCCCAGUACUACCAGUACUCCAGCAAUAACCCCCGCCGGCGGCCUCUCCACGGCACCUCCAUGGAAGUCCAAACAAAGAAAGUUCGGAAAGUUCCUCCGGGUUUGCCAUCUUCUGUCUACGCUCCGUCGGGCAGCACUGCCGACUACAACCGCGACUCGCCGGGGUAUCCGUCCUCCAAACCAGCAGCCGGCACCUUCCCCACCUCCUUCUUCAUGCAAGAUGGACAUCCCAGCAGCGACCCGUGGAGCUCCUCCAGCGGGAUGAACCAACCGGGCUACGGCGCCAUGUUGGGCAACUCUUCUCACAUCCCACAGUCCAGCAGCUACUGCAGCCUCCACCCCCACGAGCGCCUGAGUUACCCGUCCCACUCCUCGGCCGACAUCAACUCCAGUCUUCCUCCGAUGUCCACCUUCCACCGCGGUGGCUCCGCCCACUACAGCGCAGCGUCCUGCACGCCGCCCGCCAACGGCACCGACGCCAUCAUGGGCGGCCGAGGGGGCGGAGCCGGCGCUUCGCAGACCGGAGACGCGUUGGGCAAAGCUCUCGCCUCUAUCUACUCUCCAGACCACACCACCACCAGCUUCCCAUCAAAUCCUUCAACUCCUGUCGGUUCUCCCCCUUCUCUCGCAGCAGGCCCCGCUGGGUGGUCUCGCGGUGGAGGUCCAGCGGCGUCAUCUCCUAAUUAUGAAGGUCCUUUACACUCCUUGCAAAGCCGCAUCGAGGACCGUUUGGAGCGCUUGGACGACGCCAUCCACGUUCUGCGCAACCACGCGGUGGGGCACGGCGACGGCCACGCCCUCAUGGCGCCCACCGCCAACGGCGCCAUGGGCGGCCUCGGCGCCGCCUACGGGCCCGCGCUCCUCGCCAACCGCCACGGCCUCAUGGUGGGGUCUCACCGGGAGGACGGUGUCCCCCUGCGCGGGAGCCACGCGGUGGCGCCCAACGCCGUCUCGGGGCCGCAGUGUCCCCUCCCGACGGCCGCCUCGCCCGACAUCAACCCCCCCCAGGACCCCUUCCGAGGGCUGGGCGCGGGGCUCCCAGCGUCGUCGUCGGGAAGCUCCGAGAUCAAAUCGGACGACGAAGGAGAUGAGAACCUUCAGGACCCCAAAUCCACGGAGGAGAAGAAGCUGGAGGAGGACAAGAAGGAGCUCAAAUCCAUUACUAGGUCAAGAUCUAGCAAUAACGACGAUGAGGAUCUGACGCCGGAGCAGAAGGCGGAGCGGGAGAAGGAGCGGCGCAUGGCGAACAACGCCCGCGAGCGCCUCCGCGUCCGCGACAUCAACGAAGCCUUCAAAGAGUUGGGGCGGAUGGUGCAGCUCCACCUCAAGAGCGACAAACCCCAGACCAAGCUCCUCAUCCUCCACCAGGCCGUGGCCGUCAUCCUCAGCCUCGAGCAGCAGGUCCGAGAACGCAACCUGAACCCGAAAGCCGCGUGUCUCAAACGGAGAGAAGAAGAGAAGGUCUCCUCAGAUCCUCCACCGCUCUCGCUGGCGGGACCUCACCCCGGCAUGGGAGACGCCUCCAACCACAUGGGACAGAUGUAGAGAGAGGAGGGCCGUGGUGACCCCUUGGUGGUGGCAACGGAGAUGUCCACUUCCUCCUCUCCUCCUCCUCCUCUCCUCCUCCUCCCCUGGAAGAUGGGACAGCGGCCGCGGUGGCCAAAGAGGUCCUCCCAGACCUCCCCUGGAGGACAAAGCGGAGGUUUUUUUUGUUGUGCCUCAAAAGUUCUUCUUUGGUUUUUUUUUUGGGGUUUAUUUUGGAGUUUUUUUUUUUUUUCUUUCAUUUUUGGGGGAAAAAAAAAAACCACAAAAAAAACUGAAAAUAAAACCCCAAAAUGAGAAGAAAACGGUGGAGAAAAAACAAAAAAGAAUGGAAUUGAGGGCGACCGCGAUGAGAAAAUGGACCUCAAACUCCAAAGGAGUGGCGAAAAACCACCCCCGGAACUGCCGGCGUCGCCGGGGGUCCUCAGGAGGGGGUCCUCAAGAGGGGGUCCUCAAAGGGUUCCUCAAAGGUUCCUCAAAAGGCUCCUCAAGAGGUUCUCAGAGGUUCCU